AUGUCAAGUGCAGGUGUUGAUGAACAAGACGAAGCAUGGACUGGUAUGACUAAAAAAUGGACUGGUAUGACUAAAAAUGGAAGGAUUGGAAUGAUGCUUUCAAUUACACAAACUCAAGAAUCAAAAGAUUUGAAUGCUCCGAGUAGAGGUGGAAUAGUGAAUUCAUUUCUGAAGGCGAAUGACACUUCAGAAAUAAUGGAGUCGUUGAAGAAAGAUGCUGGAAAGUAUAAUGGGUUUCAGUUGGUUGGAUUGGAACAAAACGAUUCCGGAUUAUAUGAUGUGAAAACACUGACUAACCAGCAAGUUGACAAGAUUGAAGUCUGCGAAUGGGAUGACGAAUACCAUGUAAUCUCAAACAGUCCAUUGACAAAAUCCUAUCAAAAAGCAAUUUACGGGAGAAGAUUAAUUUCUCAACGCCUUCGAGACAGUAAUGAAAUGAGUGUGGAACAAGUUUUCGAGAAUUUAAUGUCCGUUGCCACUGAUAAAAAAUCACCAAUGCGACUUCUCAAUUUCCCAGCUGUAAUUCUGAGAAAAGUUUUCGAAAACUUUAGUUUCGAAGAACUACUUCUCUUAUCCUUCUGCUCCAAUAGAUUCAAACAUUUGAUUCGAUCCAAUCAACAUUAUCAAUUCAAUAGAAUCACAACAAUUGAAUACCACUUACUAUCCAACAACAUCAUCUAUAUAACUCCAGACCCACGUAGUUUGAAUAUGUUCAAACGAUUCAGCCAAUGUGUCACAUUAUCUCCAUAUCGAUUUAGAUAUGAUCAUGAAACUCCAAUUCAUGUUUUUGGAAUGAAACGAAAUACAUCAUGCUAUAUGGACUAUUCAUUAAAAUGGGCAACGACAUAUUUAUACGAUAGGGACCAGAAAGAAGCUGUCAUACAAGGAGUUCAUGAUUAUAUUUAUCGGUUUUUCGGACCUCCUAUCGAUUAUCAAAUCAGAUCAACUAAUAACGAGCUGCCACCAAUUCUCAAAGGUGUCAAUAGCAGUGAAAUUAAGAUAUCAGAUGAACUAACAACAGAAGAGUUGGAAUCUUAUUUCACUGAUUAUCCAGCCCAAGAAUACAUCAAACUUGAAGGCAAUCUGAAUGGCAGACUCAGCCACAAUUCUGUGAUUUAUGAUAUGAAUUACUUAGAAAUCGACACUUGUGGAAACUAUGGGGACGAUAUAUUGCUCAACUUCAAAGGAAGAAACCUCAUUUUUCGAAACACUGAUUUCGACAUUUCUUCUAUUAUUAAAUUUCUAAAUGAAUGGAAGACAAAUCAAGGAUUCGAAAAUUUGAAAUCAUUGUCAAUCGAUUUGGAUGAUCACUACUAUCCUAGUGUAAUCUUAUUCGACAAUAAGAAAAUAAUAAAAAUAAUGGAAAAUAUCGAAAUACACCAUCGGGGCUCAUCAAAAGAUGCCUUAAAAGUCAAAUGGAGAAAGAGAAAAAUGAUCGAUAUUCACAACAGUUACAAAUCGGAAGAAAUAACAUCUGAAAGUCUGGACUAUCUGAUUAGAGACAGUGAUGGACAAGGAGCUUCUAUAAUAAUUACUUCGAAAUGUCUCUCUUUCGUUGUCUGGGACUCAACUGAAAACGCACACGUCGUGAGAGAUAAGCAUCAAGCAAUCUGUGUAUGA
Molecule: messenger RNA, 1620 nt
Organism: Caenorhabditis remanei
Lineage: Eukaryota; Metazoa; Nematoda; Chromadorea; Rhabditida; Rhabditidae
Exons: 7
Coding region: 1-1620 (539 amino acids)
Biological process (GO): embryo development
Molecular function (GO): protein binding
Source: RefSeq, a predicted model, not a curated record